GGAAAGCGGAGGGGCGGGAGGCGAGGGUGGUGCAGGUUGCGCGGGCUGUGUCCAGCCCGUUUGGGUGGCCGGAGCGGGCGGAGGCGGAGGCGGCGGGGUCUGGCCAUGGCGUCCAACUUUAACGACAUCGUGAAGCAGGGCUACGUGCGGGUCCGCAGCAGGAAGCUGGGGAUAUUCAGGAGGUGCUGGUUGGUUUUCAAAAAGGCUUCUAGCAAAGGACCCAGAAGACUAGAAAAAUUUCCAGAUGAGAAGGCAGCUUAUUUCAGAAACUUUCAUAAGGUAACCGAACUGCACAACAUUAAAAACAUCACUAGACUGCCUCGGGAGACAAAGAAGCAUGCAGUAGCAAUUAUCUUUCAUGAUGAGACGUCAAAGACAUUUGCCUGUGAGUCAGAGCUGGAGGCAGAGGAGUGGUGCAAACGUCUCUGCGCAGAGUGUCUAGGAACCCGACUGAAUGACAUAAGUCUUGGGGAGCCUGAUUUGCUGGCGGCGGGGGUGCAGCGGGAGCAAGAUGAAAGAUUCAACGUGUACCUAAUGCCCACCCCCAACCUAGACAUCUACGGGGAGUGCACCAUGCAGAUCACCCACGAGAACAUCUAUCUCUGGGAUAUCCACAACGCCAAGGCCAAGCUGGUGAUGUGGCCGCUCAGCUCCCUGAGGCGUUAUGGGCGAGACUCCACGUGGUUCACCUUUGAGUCGGGAAGGAUGUGUGACACAGGCGAGGGGCUGUUCACCUUUCAGACCAGGGAAGGAGAACUCAUCUAUCAGAAGGUCCAUUCGGCGACCCUGGCGAUAGCGGAGCAGCACGAACGCUUGAUGCUGGAGAUGGAGCAAAAGGCCCGGCUUCAGACCAGUUUGACGGAACCAAUGGCGUUGUCCAAGUCCAUAUCUCUCCCUCGGAGUGCCUACUGGCAUCACAUCACCCGGCAGAGCAGCGUCGGAGAAAUCUACAGUUUACAAGGUCACAGUUUCGGCUCCACAAAGAUGUCCCGGGCCCAGACUUUCCCCAGCUAUGCCACCGAGCAGAGUGAGGAGCUGCAGCAGCCCCUGUCGCGGUCGAGCAGCUACGGGUUCAGCUACAGCUCCAGCCUCAUCCAAUGACACCCAUAGAGCUGAGUCACCACCGACCAGAGACAGUCUAGCCCGGAGCCUGCCUGUGGGGCCGGGAGCCUGUCCGUGCCCCGCCCUCGGCAGUCACAGAAGACCAAGUGCACUCUCCGUUCUAGUCCCGUCGCAGUCGAAGGUUCCAAACUGGAGUUGUGCUUCGUUGAGUCGAGGGCCGAGGCUUUUAUUUAUUGAAUAUUUUGGGGGAUCCAUGCUAAAACCUUUGAGGUGGAAGGGAGUCACUUCAGCCAAUGACAACCUGAAGGUGUGCAGUGGCUCGGCCUGGUGGACACGGCCGGGACCACCUGGGAGCCCAACAUCCCUCCCCCGCCCCGGGUCAGGGUCUCUCCGGCUGCCGCUACUCGGACCUAAGUUGCCCAGCGGCUGUCCCGUGGUGGGGCCUGCUCGGAGCUCUGGGGAGCUGUGUGGGGGCUGACCAGAACAUAGUCGGUGACCGUUCCCUAUAGCAUCAUAGCUGUCCAUAGAGUUAAAUCCACUGCUAGUCAAGGUCCCAGGGAAUGACAAAACCCAAGUUUAGGCAGGACCCCUUAGCUCAACUCUGUGUGUGUGUGUGCGUGUGUGUGUAUGUGUGUGUGUGGAAGGGUGUGAGCAUGUGCAUGCACAUGCGUGUGUGUGUGUAUGCGUGUGUGUGUGUAGAAAAAAUAUAGAUCUGGGUAUCGGUCUAUCCAUCUAUAUAUACGAGUAUCUAUAAAAUGUGUGCUGAGGGUGACAGGUUAUGCUCACUUAAAUCGUUGACAAAUGUAAUUUGGUGCAUUAAAACCAAGAUUGUUAUGUCAAAUAUCUAUUUUUAAAUUAGUGCUGUAAAAAGGCUUCUCUCUCAACUCACCAAGUAUUUAUGUAGUCGAGUCUGCUCUCACAAAUCCAGUGGAGCCGAGAGAGGGAGAGGGUGGCCGAACCAGCAAGGCCCCUCGGAGACCCUCACACCCAAGCUGCCCCUGCCUUUUUGGGGAGAGAUGUCUUGGCUUCUGAUGGCCUGGUCCAGUCCAGAGUCAGCAAUUUGAGCCAUGUUACGAGGACCUGUUGAGUUACUGAGCGGCUCCCCGCUGAACCUCUAGAAAGUCAGAGCAAUGAUGGGGAAGGGGAGAUUGAAUCCGUGCUAAGAUGUCUUGGGAGCAGAGCUGGAGGCAGUGAAUAGAUAGUGUGAAAGAUACCCCUAUAGGAGUAGAGAUGUUUAUUUGAAUUUUCAAAAAUGGUAUGAACUCUUUCACACAGAUUGUGGUGCUCGCAAGUCCUCAACAAGGAAAGUGUUUAGCUUGAGAUCUUUGGCCGGAUCGGACCUCGGGCCCGCUUCCUGGUAGAGAGAUGGCAGAGGGUUUCUGAGAAAGCCAUUUUUAUUUUUCCCGAGGCCAGGGCCACUCCACUGAAAAAGGAGGAAAAACCCGGCAGUAGUCUUGAGCACCUGGGGUGCGUGGACCAGCGAGCUGGAUAAUUCAAGAAAAAAAAAAUCCUAUUUCCCUCUAUCGUACAACCAAUUCACAGAGAAGCCAGGUUGCAUAAACUUGAUUGGCCUGCUAGCUCUUUGUGUCAGGGUUCUUGUCUGUUAAUUCCAUUGUACUCUCCCAGGCGCUUAAUACAGUGCUCUGCACAUAGCAGGUGUUCAGUAAAUACUAUUGAUCAAUUGUGGCCUCCAGCAGGUGUUCGCAGCCAAUGAUCCAUGGAAACUCAAACCUGACUGGACAACUAUUUGGGCAAGUGGCUCAGAUGAUCCACUCACAUGGUUUUUCACCUCUCUGCUUCCUUGGAGUCAGUCUGCAUGCAGCGUUACCAAGAGGAGGUUUGUAGCCCUGCCAGAGCUUCUGUCAUGAAGUAAAAAAAAAAACCCCCAAAAAACCCAAAAGAGAAUAUAACAAAGAACAGAACAAAACAGGCUACAAAGAAAGUCUCAGCCCAAGGCACUGGGGUAUUUACCCAUCAACCCCUUGCUCAGCUGACUGGAGGCUGAUAAACCUCUGUGAACCUCUACUGGUACUGAGUCUGUCUGAGCGACAUAUCCCCAUCCCUUCUGGGCAUGAUUUAUAAACUCUAUGCCUCCGAGCUGAAUAUAAAAUCACUUCAGGAGGGGGCCCAGCCUUCCUACCAGCACAUGGCAAUACCUCUCCUCAGCUAUCAGGGGUGGAGACUCACCUUCUGCCCCCGGGCCGUGAACUUUGCCAAGACUGCACGUGGCAAAAUGACCAAUGGCAGGUGGUCACCUCCCCUGAAUGGCCAGUAGCAUUCAAGGUGCAGAACCUCUGAAUGCUUUUUUCAAGUAGGUGGCUGCUCCAGACUCCUGCCAUCAGCCCCACUGGGGCAGUUCCCUCUGAGACCAGUUUAUUGCAGCCCUGGCCUUACAGUGCCCUCCUCUAGAGAGGCUGACAAGCUCCCUCUCAAGCCGGGAUACGGUGGCCAAGUGUUCCCUGUGGGCAGGUGGCCUGGUGUCUCCACCUAAGUCUCCGGCCCUUGGGUCAUGGCUCAGCUUCAUUAGCAAGCCAGACUGUUGGGUUGAUGGCAGGGGGACGGCAUUGUGCAGACAUCUCGGGUGGGCCUCUAAGUUGCAGUGCCUUGCCCAGACUUACCCCUGGGUCUUCCAUCACCAGUGCCCCUGACCCAGGAGACUGGGAUGCAGGUCCAGCCUGGAACCAGUUCACUCCCAAACAGUCCAGAAAAGGCUUCUUUCCCAAUAUUCAGUGGGCCCUCCUCCAACUGAGGAGUCUGGCUAUAGACGGCCCCCGGGUGCCAUUUCUGAGAUUAUCUCCAGUAGCUCCACCGCCAAUCAGAUCCCGGUCCCCAGGGGAGCUGAGAAAAACUACAUUCAACUAGUAACAAAAGGCAAUGGGCACUGCAGUGAAAAUGACAAGCAGGUGAAGACGAGCUUUAUGGUAGCAGAUGAUGAAUGUGGUUCCUGGGCCAAUGACCUGGGAUUUUGAGUGACUGAAUCAAUCUGGGAUCUAGUGGUCCUAGUAGGACUAAAAGUGACAUUGUGCACACACUGUCAAAGCACUGUACUAAGCACCAGAGAAAGGUGCAAGGACUUAGACACUGUCUGCCCUGACGUGGGGCUCACAGUCUUCAGGCGGAAGGAUCGAACAGAUAUACGAAGAAAGAAAGGCAGGAUCAAUUCAGCCAAAUCAGUGUUAAUUAAACAGAAUGAACCCAGUCCUGACUCUCCUCCCUGAUGCAGGCAGAGCCAUGCUGGGUCCAAACCGCCACAUCUUCCCUGCGUUUUAUGGGUUCUAACUGUCACAGGGGCCCCGGACCAGAUGGCUGCUGUUACAAUGCAUCCUGGGCUUCUGCUGAGGGAUGGUUCUGCUCCCUGCUGUGGAGAGCAGGGAGAAAAUCACUGAGCAGGUAAACUAGUCAUUACAGUCAGUGCCCACUACCCAUUGCCAGCUCUGUCUGCUUCCUCCCUUUAGGAGAAGUGCCCUUGGCCAGCAUUUUUUUUAAGAGGUACUACUAUGUUUUAAAAAGAGCUGGGGAAAAAAAACACACAGGUGAAAGUUAGAUAUGGUUCCUGACCCUCCAUGGACUCACGGUAUAAAAAUAAGGAGGGAAAAAUUUGACAACAGAUCUAAAAGAUGAAAAUAUAUAAAUGUAAAACAAUAGAAAAUAUAAAGUUUGAAGUGCAUAAAAUCAAAUGGGAAAGGGAACCUGUAGGGGCUUCUGGGGCUGCCACACAGGAAAUUGAGAGUCCAGUUACAGCCAAAGCUUCCCAAAGCUCGAAAAUAUUUGCAAAUGACAUCCCCUUAGAACUGGGAAAGGAACUUGUCUGCAUGUGCCUCUUGGUACUUUCUGAAAAUGACUACCUUUGGGCGGCGGGCUCUCUCUGCAGCUAGGUAGUGGCCAAAGAAAGUGGUCAUAAGCCCCAUCUCUGAGGAGGAGAAGAAGCCAAGUGAAAUGUGGGAUCUUCUUAGACUGCAACAGAGAAUUUUGUUCUUUGACAAGCCUUCAAAAGGCUAUCUUUCCAUGGAUUUCCAGGUAGAGUGUUUCUCUGCCCUGAGAGCCCUAUGUAAAUAAAAUAGGUGAAAUCCUGGUCUCCCUGGUAGACAGUCUCAAUCCCAUAGAGGAAAGAGAUUCCCUCUAGUCACUGACCCAAAUCUCAGCCCUCUGGUUCCAAACAUUUGUGAAUCAAGAGCUUCUGAACUUGGAUUGGGAAAACUCAAGGUGCUCAUUGAUUGGUUUGAAAUUCAUUGACCAAAUAUAAAAUUCCAUCACUGCCCCUUCUGUCCUGCUGAAAAGACUGAGGGUUUAUAGUGAACAGCACCUCACCAACUCUAUCCCACACUUAAUUACAAACUGUACCUUUCUGGUAGACAUUGAAGAUUUUUUUCUUGAGAACCUAAGAUUCUUCACUUUGCCUCAGUCCCUCUAAAGUUUAGCUGGAAAAGCUUGAACUAGCAGGGAGAUAGCUAACCAUUCGCAGUGAGCAAUAAGGAAACAAGAGAGAAUCAGCUGAGAAAAUUGCAUCCCUGGGAGAAAGAAGUCCAGAUUCAGCUGCUGUUGUUUUAGUGCAGAAAAGCAGUGAAAUACCUUCAUUAGGACUGAGUUUUGCUUUAAUGUUUCAUGUGUCGUGAUGAGCAUUGGAAGAAAUCCUGCUCACAGAUAAAGCUGCAAAUUUUUCUGAUAUUAGAAUGGAGUCUUGUGAUAUACAAUUAUUUCUGAACUUACUCUUUUCCUACUUUUCUGAUUGGGUUGAGGAGAGGAGGCAGAGAGUGCAUAUACCACCCAAGAGACAUGGGCCUGGGCUCCAGUCUAUGGAGAAGCAGCGUGGCUCAGUGGAAAGAGCCUGGGCUUCGGAGUCA
Messenger RNA from Ornithorhynchus anatinus (platypus), 5903 nucleotides. It is a transcript of the gene DOK6, whose product is annotated as docking protein 6. Gene Ontology annotation, cellular component: cytoplasm. The record is from RefSeq and is a predicted model, not a curated record. Lineage: Eukaryota; Metazoa; Chordata; Mammalia; Monotremata; Ornithorhynchidae. The transcript is spliced from 8 exons. Bases 106 to 1101 code for a protein of 331 amino acids. Gene Ontology annotation, biological process: cell surface receptor protein tyrosine kinase signaling pathway; positive regulation of MAPK cascade.